Messenger RNA from Striga hermonthica, 270 nucleotides. The record is from the annotation of a GenBank genome assembly. Lineage: Eukaryota; Viridiplantae; Streptophyta; Magnoliopsida; Lamiales; Orobanchaceae.
AUGGCUGCUCUUGACCUCUUCAAGCUCUCGUUCCUCGUCAGCGCCCUUUUCUCCGGCUCCGACCUGGCGGGAUCUCCGCCGGAAAAGAAAGCCGCCGGUGUCCGGGUUUUCCCGCCGACUUGUAGCCGCAUCGAGUGCCCGAGCUACGACGUCAUUAACACCGGCGACGGGUUCGAAAUCCGGCGGUACGAUUCCAGCAUGUGGGUUUCCACACAGCCCAUUGAAGACGUUUCCUUGGUCAAAGCCGGAAGUAUUGGCUUCCUGCAGUAA